Bombina bombina (fire-bellied toad) is the source of this 3078-nucleotide messenger RNA. It is a transcript of the gene DPY19L3, whose product is annotated as dpy-19 like C-mannosyltransferase 3. Gene Ontology annotation, cellular component: nuclear inner membrane. The record is from RefSeq and is a predicted model, not a curated record. The coding region runs from base 363 to 2516 and encodes 717 amino acids. Gene Ontology annotation, molecular function: mannosyltransferase activity. NCBI's taxonomy places the organism in Eukaryota, Metazoa, Chordata, Amphibia, Anura, Bombinatoridae. The transcript is spliced from 19 exons.
GUGAGGAGACAGAGUGUGCAGCUGUUUUCACUGGUCCUCAGUACACCGUGUCAUUUAUGGACAUGACCGUGUGAAAACGCAAAACAUUUGGUGUCACACAGCUGGACCGUGUCAGCUUAUAGGAGAUUUAGCCUAUACAGAUACCGGAACAGCAGAGGUCUGACUCUGAAGGCUGAAGCAAAUCAUAACUGGGAGAGCAGGCGGAUGAGGCCUAGCUUCGUUUCCAGGGCAACAGCCAACAUCAUUUCUCAGCUCACAUUGUACGUGGGCUGGAUUCUACCAAAUCCGUGGAUGAAUAGGCCGUAGCUACAGGAGAACAGAGGCACCUGCUAAAGAUAUAUUAUGUAAGAACUGCUAAUACAAUGACUACUGUACGACAAAGAAAGCGAGCGAGUGCCUCUGAACAGAGACAAAAUAACCAUCAGCAUGAGAAGAAUGCAAAGCAUUAUCCUAAAGGAAUUACUACAGGUGCAGCGCUAUGGAAAGUUCUCUCUCAUAUUACUGGAGGAACAGUCUCUUUAUCUCUUGGGCUCUUCACCGCUUACUAUGUAUGCACACUACAUGAGAAUGAUCUGUGGUUUUCCAGCAUAAAGGAAAUAGAACGUGAGAUCUCUUUCAGGACAGAAUGUGGCCUCUAUUAUUCAUACUACAAACAAAUGCUCCACGCCCCAUCUAUCAAACAAGGCAUUACCGAAUUGAUAUAUGACAAUAAGACAGAAUCCAUGAGAACAAUUAAUAUUCUUGAACGAAUGAAUGUGUACCAAGAAGUGUUCCUUGCUGUACUGUACAGGGUCCUGCCUUUUUGGAAUAAUUUGGAGCCUGUGUACUUCUACAUUUACACUCUGUUUGGACUUCAGACAAUGUAUGUAAGUUCUUUGUUCCUCACCAGCUGGUUACUUAGUGGAACAUGGUUCUCUGGAUUAUUGGCAGCGUUAUGGUACAUUGUUAAUAGAAUUGAUACUACUAGAGUAGAGUUUACCAUCCCUCUAAGAGAAAAUUGGGCACUACCGUUUUUUUCUAUCCAAAUAGCUGGAAUUACAUAUCUCCUCAGAUCGGAAUUAACAGCUUUAAGAGAAAAAAUGACCAUGUUUUUAGUGUUUAUUUCAACAUUUAUCUUCAGUCUUACCUGGCAGUUCAACCAAUUUGUUCUGCUAAUCCAAGCUCUAGUGUUGUUUGUCCUGGACUGCGUGGACUUGAUUCCUACGGCUAAGGUGACAAGGCUGUACCUGAUGCAAGUUAUCUGUCUCCUCAUGGUGUGUGUGUUGCAGUUUUUUAACUCCAUGAUUCUGGGUUCAUUACUACUGAGUUUUGUUCUGGCAGUUAUUAUAGUCAGAUGCUUACAGAAAAACCUUAAAAGUGGAGGUCUUAUUAAAAGAGUCUGGAGUCUCGUUGUUCAUGUCUUUUCCGUUCUCUGUCUCACUGUGCUGAUAAAUAAGUCUAUUAAGAAGCUGUUCAGACUACAAUCAGAUGAACAUAUUUUUAAAUUCAUACAAGCAAAACUAGGAUUUGGAAAAACAAGGGAUUUUGAUGCCAGUCUGUACCUGUGCGAAGAAGCUUUCCGCCGCCUCCCUCUAGAUACGUUUGACAGAUUCGCUGAUACUUUGCUACUUUAUCCAUAUAUCUUUGUUCUUUUCACCUUAAUUAUAGCUGCCACAGUUGCUGCCUUUAACAAUCUCAGUUGGUCAUCAAGCUCAAAGACUUCGGACAAAAAGGAAAAGAGAGCUUAUUCCAUGAAACCAGAAAUUGCCUACAAUUUAAUGCACUCAAUCCUGUUUGGAUGUUUGGCCCUGAGUACAAUGAGAAUGAAGUAUCUGUGGACAUCACACAUGUGUGUCAUGGCUUCGUUUGGACUGUUUAGUAUGGAAGUAUGGGGAACCCUUUUGAAAACUUUGCGUCUGUACACACCACAGAGGACCAACGUGGCUAGAUAUUCAGUUUCUAUCUUGGUCAUAGUCUACCUCAUUUUUAAGUUUUGGCCAAGACUGUCAGAGGAACUUUCAGAACUACGAGAAUUUUAUGAUCCUGAUACAGUGCAGUUAAUGAGCUGGAUCAAGUCCAACACUCCGAACAAUGCUGUUUUUGCGGGGAGUAUGCAAUUGUUAGCUGGUGUGAAACUUUGCACUGGGAGAGUCCUAACCAAUCAUCCACAUUAUGAAGACAAAACUCUCAGAGAAAGGACAAAAAAGGUUUACCAAGUGUAUGCAAAGAGAGCUCCUGAGGAUGUACAUAGUAUCCUACGAUCAUUUGGAACCGAUUAUGUGAUUUUGGAGGACAGCAUUUGUUAUGAAAGGAGACAUAGUAGAGGCUGUCGGCUGCGUGAUCUACUGGAUGUUAGUAAUGGACAUGUCAUGGAUGGACUAGGGGAUAAUGAUCCAGAUCUGAAGCCAUCUUCCUCACCACGUUUUUGUGAAGAAAUAAAGAAAGACCUGCCAUCCUACUUAAAAUACUUCACCAGAGUCUUUAAGAACAAAACCUUUCAUGUUUACAGAUUAUCACGAAAGGCUGCAGUAAAGUAGCUAAUUCCUAUGAGCUGGGACUCUAUAUUGCAGAAUGUAGGCGGCUUCUCCAAGGCAACAUCCCCAAUGAAAGAUGAGGUUAUUGAUUGUUUCUGUACUUCUAGAAUCCAGCCAAAAGACCUUUAAAAACAUAUGUGAAAGUAUUGUUUUUCCACAGUGGGCAGAUCUUUUCUAAUUUUUUUAAGCACAUAUAAUUGAAGUAGAAAAAAAUUCAUUUUGUAUAUAGUGGGAAGACUUGAACCAGCAGUAUUAUUGUGUUGUUGUUUUUUAAUUGAGGAUAUAGGGUGCUGUCUUCUCAUUUAAUAGACAGUUGUCAAAUGAACCUUUAUUUGCUGUAAGUGAGCUGUAGUAUAUUGGUAACACAAUCCUCUGCUUAACAUUUUAUUCAUUCAUAAAACAUGUGCCAAUCUUAUCUAGGUUUUAUGUCACUACAGGGUAAAACAUUAAAUAUUUUUUAUGUUUAGAAAGUUUCCAUUUAACUUAUUUAGUGUGGAAAUACUUGUCACACAUUGUGAUGCAUUAAGACUUCAUGUUGCCAAUUUGGAAUAAAACAUUGUUUCUA